AUGGCACAGAUUAUUAGGGUCGAUUUUACCACAAAGAAUCAGAUCUGAUCCGCAGAAAAUAGCCAGAGUAAAUACGCGAUUAUUACGACUGUAGUCCGUAAAGGCUGUGAAGUUGCCUUAAACAAUGGUAGAAAGAGACAGGAGACGUAGACGUAGCCCUAACUUAACGUAACCUAAUAGUUUGCAAUAAUUUGUCAUAUACAUAGCUUGUAGAGAAGAGAGAGCAUUGAAAAAUUGUUAUUGUUACGUGCUGUAGACUGUGUAGAAGACAAUGUCUGCUGCGGAUACUUUGAGGCAGGACAUUAUCGCUGUAGGCAGCUAUGUCAUUGUACAGCGACAAAAAUAUCGAAAAUUGUACAAGUUACCUGCAGAGAAUGGUGGCGGCAACAUGUUAGCAUUAGGAAAGGAGCGGGUUGAGAUGAGUGCAAUCAUUGGAAAGCCCUUUUGGACAACAUUUAAAAUGAUACCUACUAAUAGUAAUAAAAAGUUGACAAAUGGAAAAAGUUAUAGACUGGAGGAAGUGCAUGCAGCUGAAUCAUUGGAUGAUCUCAAGGAUUUGCUUCCAAGUGGUAUGGACAAUAGAAAAAUAACAGACGAUGGUACUUCGCAAAAGCUUUCAACACAAGAAAUUAUGGAAUUACGUGAAGCGGGCAAGUCUGGAAGGGAAAUAGUCGGUAGCCUUAUAGAAAACAGUCAAACUUUUUCAGCAAAGACGAAAUAUUCGCAAGAAAAAUAUUUGAGGAAAAAGGAGCGCAAAUAUUUUUUGUACUUGACCAUCCAUAAGCCAACUAUCCAUUUGUUACAGGAAAUAUACUUUCAGCAGGAUCAUGUUAAAAUUGGAAGUUUACGAAUGGAUUCACUUGCUCAAAUACUGUCCUAUUGCGAUGUGAAAUCUGAUGGACUUUAUUUACUGUACGACAGUGGAUCUCAAGGUUUAGCUGCAGCUAGCUUGUUGACUAGAAUCGGUGCCAAGACAUCCGGCAGAUUGGUUUACUUGCAUCCUGGUAAUAUGGCCCAAACAACUUUGAUUCGUGCAAUGAAUUUUUCCAACGAGCAAAUAAAUAGAUUAUCUACCGUCAACAUUUACAGUUUAAUGCGAAUGUAUUAUCAGGAUGCUAUGGAAUCUAAAGAAAGUUUUGGAAGCAGAGAUGCAAGCGGAGACUCUUCAAAAUUGGUCGAUCCUGAUUCUCCCGAAGCACAAAUUCAAUGUAACGACAGUCCAAAUCUGUUGAAACGAAAACAUUCUGAUGCAACAGUGAGUUCGAUGGUUCCUAAGAAAAAACCAAAGUGGUUGUCAGAGACACAGAGUGCAGUGGACUUAUUAAAGAGUUGUAAAGUUGAGGGUUUAGCCAUUCUGGCAGCCAAGGAACAUCCUCUUAAUAUUGUGAAAGGAUUGUUACCAUUUCUUGGAACUUCAAGACCUUUUGUGAUAUUUCAUGCCUAUCGCGAACCCUUACAAGAAGUCUAUGUCAUGCUCAAACAAAGAUGUGACGUGAUGAAUAUUCGUUUACUUUCAAAUUUUUUACGAUCGUAUCAAGUACUUGAUGAUAGAACUCAUCCAGAUAUUUUAAUGAAUGACGUGGGUGGUUAUUUGUUGGUUGGUUACUUGGUAAAUUAAUUUUUGUAAUUCAUGUACUCGAGAGAAAUCUAAGGAUGAAAUAGAUAUAUAUGGGAAAGUAGUAUUA
Molecule: messenger RNA, 1685 nt
Organism: Cephus cinctus (wheat stem sawfly)
Lineage: Eukaryota; Metazoa; Arthropoda; Insecta; Hymenoptera; Cephidae
Gene: Trmt6
Product: tRNA (adenine(58)-N(1))-methyltransferase non-catalytic subunit TRM6
Exons: 1
Coding region: 272-1618 (448 amino acids)
Biological process (GO): tRNA methylation
Cellular component (GO): tRNA (m1A) methyltransferase complex; nucleus
Source: RefSeq, a predicted model, not a curated record